AUGGAGAGUGUGUACUCUGUGGACCCAGCACCGGACGGUGCUGUCCGCACCUCUCUGGAUGUGCUCAGCUUCCUGGACACCCUGGUGAACAGCACGGAGGAGCAAUGCUUCAGUGCCCGCUCCCGCAGCACCGUCCUGGAAGGGCUGCCAUUCGGUGGCGUGCCCACCGUGCUCGCCAUAAACUUCAUCAUUUGGCUGCUUCUCCUCCUGGUCUUCUCCUGCCUUCGGAAAGCAGCUUGGGACUAUGGGCGCCUGGCGCUGCUGAUGGACAAUGAUAGUUUGACGUCGCUUUUCUAUGGAGAGCAGAGCGAGAAGGAGAAGUCCCCGUCAGAGAGCAGCCCCCUGGACACCGACAACAAGGACGUGGGAUUCUGCUCCUGGCUCAUUUCUAUCUACCAGAUGAAGGACGAGGAGAUUCAAAGCAAGUGUGGGAUCGAUGCCACCACCUACCUCUCCUUCCAGCGGCACCUCCUGGUCCUGCUGAUGCUGGUCUGCGUGCUCUCCGUGGCCGUCAUCCUGCCCGUCAACUUCUCGGGGGACCUCCUGGGGCACAAUCCCACCCACUUCGGCCGGACAACCAUCGCCAACAUCCCAACACAGGACCGUCUGCUGUGGCUGCACAGCAUCUUCGCCCUCAUCUAUUUCAUCCUCACCAUCCUCUGCAUGGCUCACCACUCUGUCCACCUUGAAUACAGAGAGAAUGAGAAGGUCGCCCGGACGCUGAUGGUUACCCACAUCCCCAAGGAGAUCACAGACCCUUCCCUUAUCAUCAAGCAUUUCCACGAGGCUUAUCCCAGCUGCACCGUCACCAACGUCCAGUUCUGCUUCGACGUGCGCAAGCUGAUGAAGCUGGAUGCGGAGAGGCGCAAGGCAAUGAAGGGGCGGCUUUACUUCACCACCAAGGCACAGAAAGAGGGGAAGAUCAUGAUCAAAACCCACCCCUGUGCCCGCAUCUUCUGCUGCCACUUCUGUGGCUUUGAGCAGGAAGGAGGUGCAGGCAGGGCUGCCUACGGGGAGCUGGAGGAGAAGCUCACGGACGAGUUCAAUGCCGAGCGCAACCGCAUCACGCUCAAGCGGCUCAACAUGGCUUUCGUCACCUUCCAGGACGAGCGGAUGACGGCUGUGAUUUUGAAGGACUACAGCCACAUCCUCUGCCGCAAGCACCCCCAGCAGUCUUCUGUCACCACUGUGGUCAGGUCACACCAGUGGGGUGUUUGCUAUGCUCCUGCACCCAGCGAUAUCAUCUGGGAGAAUUUAUCGGUCCGUGGCACAUCCUGGUGGGUGCGAUUCAUCCUCCUUAAUAUCUGCCUCUUCAUCCUUCUGUUCUUCCUUACCACACCAGCCAUCAUCGUCAACACUGUGGACAUGUUCAACGUCACACAGCCUGUUGAGAGCCUCAAGAACCCCAUCAUCACCCAGUUCUUCCCCACGCUGCUGCUCUGGGCCUUCUCCGUCUUCCUGCCCUUCCUUGUCUACUACUCGGCGUUCUUCGAGUCACACUGGACGAGGUCGAGUGAAAAUCAGCUUACCAUGCACAAGUGCUUCUUCUUCCUGGUGUUCAUGGUCAUCAUCCUGCCCUCUCUGGGGCUGAGCAGCCUGGACCUUUUUUUCCGCUGGCUCUUUGACACCCACUUUCUGGAUGAGGCUGAUAUCAAGUUCCAGUGAAUAGCAGAGCUCCCAGGCGAGGGGGAGCUCCCGGACAACGGCGCUUUCUUUGUCAACUACGUGGUCACCUCCAGCCUGAUAGGGACAGCCAUGGAGCUGCUGCGCAUCCCGGGCCUCCUCGUCUACACCGCCCGCCUCUGCUUUGCCAAGUCCGAGCCCGAGCGGCUCCAUGUCAAGCGGAGCCAAGCCUACCAGUUUCAGUUUGGGCUGGAGUACGCCUGGACCUGUUGCAUCUUCUCCGUUGUCAUGACCUACAGCAUCACCUGCCCCAUUAUUGUCCCCUUUGGAUUGCUCUACAUGCUGCUCAAGCACAUGGUCGACCGGUACAACAUCUACUAUGUGUACAUCCCCACCAAGCUGAACCAGCGCCUCCACGUCGCUGCCAUCAGCCAGGUCGUGGUGGCCCCGAUCCUCUGCAUGUUCUGGCUGCUCUUCUUCUCCGUCCUGCGCCUCGGUCCCAUGCGCCCUGUCACACUCUUCACCUUCGUGGUCCUCCUCUCUUGCAUCAUCUUCUCCUUCUUUGGCCUCUGCCUGAAGAAGCUGCAGCAGCAGAAACCCUCCAGCUACCAGGGAGCCAAGGCUGCCAUGGCCCACGCAGCCGAACCGGGCACAGCGAGGAGCGAGCAGUGCCAGACCUGGCAGGUCUCAAGCAUGGCAAAUAGGUGCUCCGGAACAUAA
This is a messenger RNA of Opisthocomus hoazin, 2343 nucleotides long. Lineage: Eukaryota; Metazoa; Chordata; Aves; Opisthocomiformes; Opisthocomidae. The record is from RefSeq and is a predicted model, not a curated record.